Strongylus vulgaris is the source of this 366-nucleotide messenger RNA. The record is from the annotation of a GenBank genome assembly. NCBI's taxonomy places the organism in Eukaryota, Metazoa, Nematoda, Chromadorea, Rhabditida, Strongylidae.
AUGGAGGGGGGUGUAGUAACAAUGGGCUGCACUCGAUUACUCAUAGGCCAGAGAAGUUGGCGAAAACAAUGCCUCGUGCGAAUGGCAGGCGGACAUCGCUUGUCCAUAGCCCAUUUAGGAUCACUUGCACUGUCCCAACUCGAAAGUUUCGGACAUCGACAAGUCCUGGCCACAGCUGGUCUGCUGCUAUGUCUUCUAGCAUCUGGUUACCGUAACCCCACGCGGGUUUCUUCACAACAGAAAAAAACGUUCGUGCCACCCAUGAAGAGUGUUCGCAAAAGAUUAAUGGGGCCGAUCAAUCGAGUGCCAACAAAGGUACGCAGCUCGAAUAGACCCGACUCAAGUCGUCUUCUGCCACAAUACUAA